AUGGAGAGCGCUCGCAAGGAACAAGGGCAAGGCUACUUCAGUCACAACUCCUCUGGUGGUUCCGGUGCCACUCGGAACCCAUCCACCCCCAACGAGGGGCAGAGGAGCCAUUUAAGACAAAACUCUAGCAUUGAUGGCCUGACAAUGGGGUCUCUUCCCCCUAACUCGCCUGUUAUUAGAAUAAUCUAUACUGGCGGACAAACAAAAGUCUUAAAUAUCAAGCAUUGCAAGACGGCUGAUGAAAUUAUACUGUGCGUGCUCAAGAAGCUGCAACUCCCUGAGCAUCAAUAUCGGAACUACUGCUUCUAUGUGUUAGAUGGCCUGGAACCAGACCCGUCGAACUGCAGGAGGCUGGCGGAUCAUGAGCUUAUGGAGAUUUGUGAAAGUAACCACAAAUCUGAGCGUGGUCGUCUCAUACUACGGAAGAUUCAUGCUGGAGAGCCAGACACGGACGAGCUUCGGCGUGCCUCUCAACUCGCCAUUGAUGAAAGCCAAGCGACGCAUAUCAAUGCCCUGAAUAGCUCAAAUCCACGCACACAGUUUAAGAUCCAACAACUCACCGGCGAACCUUGGCAUAAUAUAAAACAACCGAUUUCACCCAUGUCUGCUCGGCAUCAAAAUUCGAGUGAGCACGAUUUGCAAGUGCUGAAUACGGAGCGACACGCCGUGUCCAAGUUACGAUCGUUCUUUGGGGCUCGACCGCCUAGCGAGAUGAUUAUCCACGAGAUCACAUCUUACUUCCCUAGUCACCACCGGGAAGAUAUUGAGAAGACCAUGCGCAUGUCAAUUCGGAGGUCGCAGCGCCUAAGCCGCGCAGCAAGUCGAUUGAGUGUCGUGAGCAAUACAAGUUACGCAUCCAGCUUAAGAGAUGCACCUCCUAUCCCCAGUAUUGCUGAUACCUGGCUUAAUACUGGUGCUCAACCCACUCGCGCUUCGAGGCCUCUUUCAGUUUCCAAGUUUAGCCUUCCUCAAGCAACAUAUAGAGAUUCUAUCGCGUCAAGCUCCCUUCAACCGCUUCAGGAAGAGUCCCCCAUUGAACCAAAUCGCAAAUCAUAUGUUUCUUUCGAUAGUGGUUCGGACGAUCCCAGCACAUCUCGUCAGAGCCUUGUGGAUGAGAAUGCAAGUGUUGCUGCAACUGACGGAGGCUCACUCAAUGAACGACUGAGCGUUCUAGUUGCUGAAGAUGGAGAAGAGGAAGAUGACGGUCUUAAUGACUUCCUCGCUGGAAACAACUUUGCUCCUAAAAAUUGGAUGAAAGGCUCUUUGAUUGGUGAAGGAUCUUUUGGAAGUGUGUUUUUGGCAUUGCAUGCGAUCACUGGUGAGCUUAUGGCGGUCAAACAAGUUGAGAUACCAUCGGCAACAAAAGGCACAGAAUUCGACAAACGUAAGAACAGCAUGGUUACGGCACUGAAACAUGAAAUUGAACUCCUGCAAGGACUUCACCACAAAAAUAUUGUCCAGUAUCUGGGUACCGCUGCUGAUGACCAGUAUUUGAAUAUUUUCCUGGAAUACGUUCCCGGUGGAUCUAUUGCUACAAUGCUCAAGCAAUACAACACUUUCCAAGAGCCUUUAAUCAAGAAUUUUGUACGACAGAUUUUGGCAGGCCUCUCAUACCUGCACAGCCGCGAUAUUAUACAUCGUGACAUCAAGGGUGCGAACAUUCUUGUGGACAACAAAGGUGGUAUCAAAAUCUCGGAUUUCGGUAUCUCCAAACGGGUGGAAGCUUCUACAGUCCUUGGCUCUCGGGCCAGCGGCACAGGAGGUGGUCAUCUACACCGACCGUCGCUGCAGGGUAGCGUAUAUUGGAUGGCACCGGAAGUUGUUCGACAGACCGCCCACACUAAGAAGGCAGACAUUUGGAGCUUGGGAUGCCUAGUCGUGGAGAUGUUUAUAGGCGCUCACCCUUUCCCUGACUGCAGUCAGCUGCAGGCUAUUUUCGCCAUUGGUAGCAACAAAGCCAGACCACCUGCGCCAGAGCAUGCGAGCAAGGAUGCUGUUGCAUUCCUGGACAUGACAUUCCAGGUUGAUUAUGAGCAACGGCCGAGUGCUGACGAGCUUUCGAAGUGUCAAUUCCUCGCCACGCCAAUUGCAUGA
Aspergillus oryzae RIB40 is the source of this 2094-nucleotide messenger RNA. RefSeq lists its product as uncharacterized. The coding region runs from base 1 to 2094 and encodes 697 amino acids. The transcript has a single exon. Gene Ontology annotation, molecular function: protein kinase activity; ATP binding. Lineage: Eukaryota; Fungi; Ascomycota; Eurotiomycetes; Eurotiales; Aspergillaceae. The record is from RefSeq and is a predicted model, not a curated record. Gene Ontology annotation, biological process: signal transduction; protein phosphorylation.